AAGUUAAAAAAAAGGCAAAAACAAAAAAAUAAAGCAAUCUGCAAAGCGAGAGAGAGCCAGUGAGUCGCAGGUCCUUUCCUUUCUUUUUUGGUUGGAAGCCCUAAUAAUCCAAUUCCAAACCCUAAUUUCCAAUCCCCUUUUCUCAGUGAUCUCAGCUUUUUCUAUUGAAGUAAAAAACCUCUUAGCGUAUGGACCAUCAACAUCAUCAUCAUCAUCAUCAUCAACAACAACAAUACCAACAAUGGCGUCCUAUACCUCAAAUCCAAGGUAACAUCUGCCCUACUUGCUCCUUUUGUCACUUCCCCUUUUGCCCUCCUCCUCUUCCUCCUCCUCCUCCUCCCCAUCCACCUUUCAACCAAAACCCUAGGUUCGCAUUCGAUGCUCCCAAUCACUCUUUCCAAAGACCUGGUUUCGACCCGUAUCAUGGUCCGGUAGCUAUGAACAGUCCCCUUUUGGGGAACCCAAAUGAUGGUUUCGCAAAUCCGAGACCUUGGGGUAGAAACCCAUAUGAGCAAAACGCAGCGUAUAGAGAAGGUUUUGCUGCUCCUCCUCCGCCACCGUACGAUUAUGGUGGUAAUGGAUUCGUCGGUGUUGAGAGCGAUAGGAGCUUUAAGAGGCCGAGGGUUGAUGAUUUCGGUUCCGGUGGUGUGGUGGGCGAGUUUAAUCCGAAUCCCGCGGGGACUUCUUGGGACGAUGAGCGAAGAUUGAAGCUUAUUCGCGAACAUGGUAGCGUUCAGAGUGGGUUUCAGGAUCCGGGACUGGGUUCUGGAGAGAAUAUAAGACAGAGAGAGGAGAGUGACUUAGCCUCCGGGCAAAAACAUAUGCUGACUAAUAAUACUAGGAAUGGUUUUCAGUUAGAUGCGAACAAAGAUGUUGAUUCGAGAAAUACAGGUGGAGCUGAGAGCUCUUUCCAUCAUUUUCAGACCCAUGUAGCCAAAAACAUGAAUGAUCGUGUUCCUUGUGCUGAUUCUGAAGUUGGUAGUGCUAGAGAUUCCAUGCCUGCCAGUGAACAAGCAUAUUCACAUCCGAAUAGCUGGCAAGGUCCUCCAUACAAUGAUCUUGGAGGAGGUGCUAUUAUGAACAAUUGUGAUCCCAACAAUCAGCUUCCACCACAAUAUGGUCUGCAGCGUGAUAUGAAUGCUUAUGGCCCGCCAACUGAUGUGAGGCAACCAGUUGAGAUGAAUUUCCCGUUGCAGGAUGUCAAUCAGGGUUCAUUUGGCAAUCAUCAUAUUCGUGGACCCGGAGGUUACUUUCAACGUCCUGCUGGUGGUGGCUUUGUUCCUGAGAACAUGGGUCAUACGCAGGCUUCUCGGUUUUAUGGUGGGCAGCCUCCUCUUCCUGCUUCUCCACCACCUCCUUUUCCUAUGGACCCGCCAUUACAGCCGAAAUCGUCAGCGUUGUUUCCUGUUCCUGUGAGUACCUCAGCAAUGGUGUCUUCAUCUUGUUCACCCAUUCCUGAAGCUCAAUCCUUGCAACAGCCUUAUUUUCAUGCUAAGACAUUCAUGCCUGCAUCUGCUACCUUUAUCACUGAGGAUUCACAAGCCAUCCAUAGAACAUUAUCAAAGCCAUAUGCGGCAGUGGAGCAACCUUUCCCACCGAAGCAAUCUUCUUCGAAUAAACCUACAGUUGUUGAUGCUUCCCGCUUGUUUAAACAGCCUUAUCGAUCAUCUCGCCCAGAUCAUUUUGUGAUAAUUCUUAGAGGGCUUCCAGGUAGUGGGAAGAGCUACAUGGCAAAGAUGUUGCGUGAUGUAGAGGUUGAGAAUGGUGGUGAUGCUCCACGAAUUCAUUCUAUGGAUGAUUAUUUCAUGACGGAAGUUGAAAAGGUUGAGGAAGCUGAUACUUCAAAAUCUUCUAGUUCUGUCAGAGGCAAGAAACGUGUUACAAAAAAAGUGAUGGAGUAUUGCUAUGAACCUGAGAUGGAGGAGGCUUAUCGGUCAAGCAUGCUAAAAGCAUUUAAGAGGACCCUUGAGGAGGGGGUUUUUACCUUCAUAAUUGUGGAUGACCGCAAUCUGCGGGUAGCUGAUUUUGCUCAGUUUUGGGCAGUUGCAAAGAGUUCGGGAUAUGAAGUUUAUAUAUUAGAGGCUUCCUACAAGGAUCCUGCGGGCUGUGCAGCUAGGAACGUGCAUGGUUUUACCCAAGAAGACAUACAAAAGAUGGCUGCACAAUGGGAAGAAUCUCCAGCCUUAUACCUGCAACUGGAUGUUAAGUCAUUAUUUAAUGGAGAUGAUUUGAAGAAAAGUGGAAUUCAAGAGGUGGACAUGGAUAUGGAAGAUGAAGAGAAUGAUGAACACCUAUCUGGAUUGAAAGAAAAGAAGCCAGAUAAGGUCAUAGCACCUCCCGUUGCAAAAGAUGCACCUGAUGGUUCUUCAAAGGAUGGGCAGAGCUGGAAUACUGAAGAAGACCAUGCAAUUGAAGUGAAAGAACUGGGUAGGAGCAAAUGGUCAAAUGAAUUUGAUGAAGAUGAUACAGAACGGACUGAAAUCCCAAAGGGUAAUUUAAAUGCUCUUUCUGGCUUAAUUCGAGCUUAUGGUAAGGAAGCAAAAUCUGUUCGCUGGGGUGACCGGGUGGGCUUUUCUGGAUUUUUGAUAGGCGCAGCAAAGAAGGCAAAUAUGAUGUCUCUAGUGAUUGGACCAGGAGCUGGAUACAAUUUGAAAUCCAAUCCACUGCCUGAAGAACAAGGCUCCUCCAUGUCUAGCCAGAGUAAUGGCAAGUCGAAGACGCGGAGCGCAUUUAAGGAGCAACUUCGAGCAGAGCAGGAAUCGUUUAAAGCUGUCUUUGAAAGACGGCAACGACGGAUCGGACUUGAUCUGGAGGAAGAAUAGUUGUGGUUGGGAAAAUGUUUUGUUAUAGUUUUGAUAGAGAAUUGCCAUCUGUCACCAAUCGGGAAUUGUUUGAGCUGUGCAGCGUGUUAGUGGUCAACUUUUGAAAGGCAGACCAAUGACAUGCUGCCACGUCACUUGUGAGGAAGCUUGUGAAGAGAAGCAUUUUGCUUUUUGACGAUGGGAUUAGUUUGGCUAUGUUGCCUUUAGAAGACUAUGGCCAUUGAAACAACUUGCUUCAAUCCAAUAUUUGUAAAAUAGAAGAAUAUUUCAAUUUGUGGAAUACAAAUCUGCUUUGUUCAUAUUA
This is a messenger RNA of Ziziphus jujuba (common jujube), 3126 nucleotides long. RefSeq lists its product as uncharacterized. The transcript is spliced from 13 exons. The record is from RefSeq and is a predicted model, not a curated record. Bases 189 to 2822 code for a protein of 877 amino acids. Gene Ontology annotation, cellular component: nucleus. Gene Ontology annotation, biological process: regulation of telomere maintenance. NCBI's taxonomy places the organism in Eukaryota, Viridiplantae, Streptophyta, Magnoliopsida, Rosales, Rhamnaceae.